Molecule: messenger RNA, 1230 nt
Organism: Diutina rugosa
Lineage: Eukaryota; Fungi; Ascomycota; Pichiomycetes; Serinales; Debaryomycetaceae
Gene: TYS1
Product: tyrosine--tRNA ligase
Exons: 1
Coding region: 1-1230 (409 amino acids)
Biological process (GO): tyrosyl-tRNA aminoacylation
Molecular function (GO): tyrosine-tRNA ligase activity; ATP binding
Source: RefSeq, a predicted model, not a curated record
AUGUCCACCACUGUCACCGACCCCAAGGCGCAGUACGCCCUCAUCACCAAGGGUUUACAGGAAGUGCUCAACGGCCAGAUCAUCCAGGAUGUGCUUGAAAAAGAGCAGCGUCCGUUGAAGAUUUACUGGGGUACUGCCCCUACUGGUAAGCCUCACUGUGGCUACUUCGUCCCCAUGGUCAAGCUCGCCCACUUCCUUAAGGCUGGCUGUGAAGUCACCGUGCUUCUCGCUGACCUCCAUGCGUUCUUGGACAACAUGAAGGCGCCGCUUGAAGUCGUCCAGUACCGGGCCAAGUACUACGAGUGCGUGGUGAAGUCGUUGCUUAAGUCGCUUAAUGUCCCCAUCGACAAGUUGCACUUUGUUGUGGGUCUGUCGUACCAGUUGACUCCCGAAUACACCAUGGACCUCUUUAAGUUGCUGAACGUGGUGUCGCAGAACGGGGCUAAGCGUGCUGGUGCCGAUGUCGUCAAACAGGUCGACAACCCGCUUUUGCUGGGUUUGAUCUACCCGUUGAUGCAGGCGUUGGACGAAGAACACUUGAAGGUUGACGCCCAGUUUGGUGGUGUCGAUCAACGUAAGAUCUUUGUUCUUGCUGAAGAAAACUUGCCCCUGUUGGGCUACAAGAAGAGAGGUCACUUGAUGAACCCGAUGGUGCCUGGCUUAGGUGAAGGCGGUAAGAUGCUGGCUCUGGACCCCAACUCGAAGAUCGACGUGCUUGAAGACCCUGCUGUUGUCGCUAAGAAGAUUAAGAAGGCGUUCUGUCAACCGGGCCAAGUUGAAGGUAACGGUUUGAUUGCGUUCUUGGAAAACGUCGUCCAGCCGAUCCAGGAAUUGUUGAACGAACAAGACGGCUACUUCAAGUUGGACAUCGACCGGCCGGAAAAGUUUGGCGGGCCCAUUGCCUACCUGCUGUUGGACCAAUUGAAGCAAGACUUCAAAGAAGAAAAGUUGGCGGCGCCCGACUUGAAGUUGGGGGUCACCCUGGCCAUCAACGGCUUGUUGGCGCCGAUCAUCGCCGACUUUGCUGAAAACAAGGAGUUCCAAGAGGCUCAGGAAAAGGGGUACCCCCCCGAAGCGCCUAAGGAAAAGAAGGCGAAGAAGGAGAAGAAGCAAGGGACCAAGUACCCGGGUGCCGCCAAGGCCAAGGAGCUGAAGGAAGCGGCGUUGGAAAAGAAGGAAGCCGCCGCUAAGGAAGCCGCCGCUGCUAAGGAACCGGAAACUACUGCUUAG